AAAAAUUGAAACCAAAGUAAGAAACAAGUAGAGAGGAGACUAGACUGGAGAGUAAACACACCAUAACACACUGACUGAAGCUAUCUUAGUUAUUGUUUCUUUGACUUGUCUGACCCUUCCCGUGAAUCUAAUUUCCUCCUCCUCCUCCUCCUCCUCCUCCUCCUCCUCCGCUCUCUCUUUCUCAUUCACUCCCCAACUGUUCCUUUCUCGUGCCCUAAUCCCCUAAACCACCCACCCACCCGCCCCUAAUUUAAUUCCAUCUCAACUCAAAAGCCAACACCCAACAUUGAAAACUUGUCUUCUAAUCUAUUUACACCACUGUUGCAGCUUCUCAUACUGAUAGGAGCUCAUUCAUGCUCAAAGUUAGCGAAUGCGCCUGCUAUAUUGAGAAUAUAAGUUGGAUAUAACUGAAAUGCAGCAGUAAUGGCAGGCUUUGGAUGCUUCAUUUUGAAGACAGUAGAGGGAUCAUAGUGGGGCCAGUUCAGUCUGCAAUACAGUAUGGUUGUAGUGAACUUCAGGGGAUAUAUUUCUGUGCUUCUCUAUCCCCACAAAGCUUACUCAGAAGUGGGCUAGUGUGAGGAUAUAACUACCUUGUGUAGUCGUUCAUUUGAUCCGUCAGAUAUGAGUACAUUAGGCACCAGGUGUGAGAUUGUUGAAGCAAGAGAAGAAGUAGAUUCCCAGUUGAAAAUGGAAAAGAAUGAUGGCAAACAAUGUGUGCCAGAUUCCGGAAAUAGGUUCUCAAUUGAGGAUGACAUUAACAAGCUUUUUCAGGCCAUUGAUGUUAGAAAUUCAGGCAGGGCUUCAGGCCCAUGGUGUGAAAGUAGCAGAGAUGCCUUGAGGAAGAGUGCUAUGAAGAAGCCAAUGAGAGCUAGUACAUCAAAAGUAUCAGGUAUAGGAAUUUCCGAACCUGUAAGUUUGAAGCAAGCGCUCAGAGGAUUAUGCAUCUCUCAGGCAUCAGAGAUGGCUGCCAUGAAGCGGCUAUCAAGGCCAGGUCGUUCAUCUGGGGUUUCAGAAGCAGGAACUAUUAAAAGGUUGUACAGGGCAGUGGUAGUCGAGGCAAAUGGAUCUGGCCUCCCAUUGAAUGAAGGUAAAGUAAAUUUUGUGGAGAUCUCUCUAGUACCAGAUGCAUCAAAUAGCUCUCAGCAGAUGCCUGGAUUCAUGCAGUCAGAGCCACAGGUUCAUGCAGACACAACUCCAGCUGAUGCGUUGAUGACAAAAUUAGAACCACCAAAACAAAUAUCUUCUUUGCCAACAGCAGUUCAGAGUAAGAGAUUAAAGGAAGAAGAUGCAGAACUACAAGAUCCUUCAUCAAGCAAAAAGGUCACGCAGCUGGAGGUUCCGAUCGCCACUCCAGAUUCCUACAAGAGCCAGCAUUCUGCUUCUUCUCAGUCUAGCUCCAACAGCAGUAGUAAGUUAAGGAAAUCUUCUGGCAGUGAUUCACAUCUAAUCAAGUCACUCCUCAGUAGCAAGAGCUUUGUUACAAACACAAAGAAGAGUUUGAGUUUGGGUUCUAGUAGUACCAAACUAGAGAACCAGAUAGUUGAUAAUGAUUUAGUUUCUACUGGUGGUAAAUUGGAGGGCCAGAUGUACAGUGGCACUCCAAAGCAUACAAGGGAUGCAACUGUGAAAAGUUUGCUGGUCUCCAGUAGUCAUAGUGUAGAAAGAAAAGUGAAACCGGAUUUCUGGUCAAAUUACAGUAACAGAAGCAAAUCCAUAGUAAUAAAUGCUGAUGAGAGAUCAAGAGAAAAGGGAGACUUCUCACAAAGCUCAAAAAGUAGCAUUGGUGAUUAUAGUAGCAGUACAAGCACUAGUGAGGAGAGCACUCUAAGCGGGUCUUGUCGAAGUGGCAAGAGGCCUCACAUGUCGAAAGACUUGAGAUGGGAAGCGAUCUAUCAUGCUCAGAAGCAGCAAGGAAUCUUAGGUUUGAGGCACUUUCAGUUGCUCAGGAAGCUUGGAUCUGGGGACAUUGGAACUGUGUAUCUUGCUGAGCUGACAGGGACAAACUGUGUAUUUGCAGUUAAAGUAAUGGAUAAUGAGUGCUUGGCUACCAAAAAGAAAUUGAUUAGGGCCCAAACAGAAAGAGAGAUUCUGGAAAUACUGGAUCAUCCCUUUCUCCCUACUCUCUAUGCUCACUUUGUGUCAGAGAAGCUCUCCUGUUUGGUUAUGGAGUAUUGUCCUGGUGGAGAUCUGCAUGUACUGCGACAAAAGCAACCCAGCAGAAACUUCUGCGAACAAGCAGCCAGGUUCUAUGUCUCUGAAGUCCUCCUUGCACUGGAGUAUUUACACAUGCACGGUGUUGUGUAUCGAGACUUGAAACCAGAAAAUAUUCUGGUCCGAGAUGAUGGCCAUAUAAUGCUCACAGAUUUUGAUCUGUCCCUUAGAUGUGCAGUCAGUCCAAUGCUACUCAAAUCAUUAUCUCCAGUUGUGGAGAGCAGAAAAAAGAUGCCAAGCCCAUGUAUUGAAUCAAGCUGCAUAGACCCUUUCUGCCUCCAACCAGCCUGGCAGGGCUCCUGCUUCACUCCUAGGAUGUUAUCUGGUGGUGCAAAAUCUCGGAAAAUAAAAUCUGAACUUGCUAACCAGGUCAAACCACUCCCACUGCUUGUAGUGGAGCCAACGGAUGCCCGAUCCAACUCCUUUGUUGGAACCCAUGAAUACCUUGCUCCAGAGAUCAUCAAAGGAGAGGGUCAUGGGAGUGCUGUUGAUUGGUGGACAUUUGGAAUCUUUCUGUUCGAGCUGCUAUAUGGUAAAACACCCUUCAAGGGAUCAGGAAAUGAGGAAACCCUAGCCAACAUUGUCUCGAAAAGUCUCAAGUUCCCAAACAACCCUAUAGUUAGCUUUCAUGCACGAGAUUUGAUCAGGGGCCUCUUAACAAAGGAGCCUGAGAAUCGUUUAGGAUCAUUAAAAGGGGCUGCAGAGAUCAAGCAGCAUUCUUUCUUUGAAGGCCUUAACUGGGCAUUGGUUCGGUGUGCAGUACCACCAGAGCUGCCCAAAUCGGGUGAUAGUGUAAUUGGUGCACCUCCUUCCUCACAAAUGCAGGAGAGCAGAAACUGCAAGGAGUCGGAGGGAGAGCACUUUGAGCUGUUUUAGUCCGAUUAUCACGUCAGAAAGGAAGUUGAUCUCCUCCUUCUGCUGUUCAAACUGAUAGUGUAACUUGUAAAGUAAAUGUAAGUUGUAGACUACGAUAUAUGAUAUUAAUACUGAUAAAUAUAGUAGCAGAAACAGGACUUCGGAGUAGCAUUUUCCUUUGUA
Molecule: messenger RNA, 3249 nt
Organism: Argentina anserina (silverweed cinquefoil)
Lineage: Eukaryota; Viridiplantae; Streptophyta; Magnoliopsida; Rosales; Rosaceae
Product: serine/threonine-protein kinase D6PKL1-like
Exons: 3
Coding region: 622-3087 (821 amino acids)
Biological process (GO): protein phosphorylation
Cellular component (GO): cytoplasm; plasma membrane; nucleus
Molecular function (GO): ATP binding; protein serine/threonine kinase activity
Source: RefSeq, a predicted model, not a curated record